AAUGCUAGGACUCUGCAUUGGACCCAGUGUUGAAAUCAGUCCCUUAGUGCAAAGUUUGGGUACUUGUUAUUCCAGAUAACCCACUUUUUCUGAGGAUCCACGGGUAUAACAUUGGAGAAAACAUGUUACCAAAUUUUCAUAUCAAACAGACUGCAACUCCUGAAGGAUUUACAACAUGCCACAGAGGUCUCGACAUCAAGAUAGUAACGAACCAGAUGAAUCAAAUGAUGACAUUGCUUCAGUCUUCAUCACAGUUAAGGAUGAGCCUUUCGAUGACUGGAGAGAUAUUAAUGAUUAUAAUCGGGAUAUCAACCCAAUGCAAGUCAAGAAAGAAUCGAGUGAUCUGCAAGGUGAUGGAUUAUAUAACCUAGCUGUACAGCAACAUCUUGAUGCACCAGCCACAUUCCUGUCCACUGCAAAUGAGCAGCAUGCUGUCAUGGAUUCCAAUCAUCGCAAAGCUGGGAAUAUGGAUACUCCACAACCUCCAGACUCUUGCAUCGGCUCCGCUCCAUCACCCAUUGUUCCUAGUAGUUCUCCUGGCCAUGCCAAGCGUCCCAGUUUACCCAUAGACUCAUGUCUUUUAAAAGAAAAACAAAGGAGAUUGGAUACAUCUACUGAAAUAACUCAUCAGUUAGAAGAUUUGACUAAUGAUGACUUUGAUUUUUUAGAGGAUGAACAUAACACCAGUGAUUGUAUGCCAAGUGAUACAGAUGAUGCUGUUGAGGUGGAGGAUAUGCACAGUGAUGAGGAAAUUGAUCCUGCCUCACUCCCAUGGGAAGGAGUAAUGGAAACAUUUUCGUGGACAGCUGGGGAUAAUUUUCAGCCUGAUUUUCCAGAGUAUGGUGGAGAAGAAGUUGGGGUUACAUCUGCUUUUCCAGUUGUUAAUGAUAAUGCCAGGGAAAUUGACUAUUUCCAGGCGUAUUUUGAUGGUGCCUUUAUGGAUUUUCUGUGUGAACAAACAAACAUGUCCCAGAAAUACAAGCAUGACCACGAACCCUACACCUAGCUCAGGGAAAAUGCGACGUUGGCAUGAUACAAGUGUAGGAGAAUUAUAUGUGUUUUUUGCACUGUUGAUGCUGAUGGGUCAUAUACGUAAGCAUGUGUUGAAAGAAUAUUGGAUACUAAAUGACAUUACGGCUACUCCAGUAUUUGCAAAAUAUAUGCCUAGAGACAGGUUUUUGUCAUUACUAAGAUUCCUCCACUUUGCUGAUAACAGUCAUCCUAAUGCUAAUGAUAAAUUUUGGGAAAUACGUGAAUGCUUCACAAUGUUGAAAGAAAGAUUUGCAAAAUUUUUCCAUCCCUUUCAACGUCUUGUAUUGGAUGGUUCGUUUACACUUUUUCGUGGUCGUUUAGCCUUCAGACAGUAUAUUCCUAGUAGGAGGCAUAGAUCUGAUACUAAAAUUUUCGUUCUUUAUGAUUGUGAAACAGGAUAUGUACUUGACAUGAUAUUAUGCACUGCAGGUGAUUCUGACCUCAAGAAUGACUCGCAUGGAUUCUCUGCUGAGAUGGUGAAGAAAAUGAUGGAUCGUUACCUAGGUGGGAAGCAUAUCCUUUACUCCGAUGAUUUUAAGACCUCCCCAAGCCUUACAGAAUUCCUUGGAAAAAACAGGUCAUGUGUCACAGUACCUGCAGAUAAGGAACAACAGCAAGAGUUUGCAAAAGUUAUUCAUAGUGAAGGUCAACUGCAGAAGGCUGACAAGUUGCUUGCUAUAUGCAGGCAGGACAAACAUGCAGUAAAUGUACAAACCAUUAAUCAAAAGGGAGACAUGGUAGAUAGUUGUAAGAAGGACAAAACAACAGGGAAGCCUAUCAUGAAACCUGAAACUGCAUUGGAUUAUGGUGUACGGAUUUGCCAGGUUGACAAAAGUGAUUUGAUGGUUGGCAGCAUUGAAUGUGUUCGCCGUACUGUGAAAUGGUACAAAAGAAUGUUUUUACAUUUAAUGGACAUCACAGUCCUCAAUUCAUAUAACUUGUAUGUGGUAAAAACUAGCAAGAAGGUAUCACUUAGAAUCUUCAGCAAAAGACUCAUUGAACAGAUUUUGGAAACAUAUGGCGUGGUGCAGAGAAGGGCAAGAGGUUGCUCGCAAGCUGGCCUCCCAGACAGACUCCUUGGUCGAGAUUAUAUAGCCCGUCAUUUCCUUGAAGCUCUGCCACCCACUGCUGGGAAACCCAAGGCACAAAGACAGUGUCAUAUUUGCAAAAAUACAACAAAGCGAGCUGGCCGGCGCAAAGAUGUCACAACAUGGUGUAAAGAAUGUGGUGUAGCCUUGUGCAUAAGUUGUUUCAAGGAAUACCAUACACUAAAAAUAUACUAAAGUGUAAGGUAACUGUCUCUGCUGAAUAAGUUGUGUAAUACAAAAUACCAACACAAUAACAAGCUUAAAAGCUCAUUCCAAGUGUCCCUAACCACCAUCACCACCUACACACACUACUGAGUCGCCAACCACCACCUUGCCACUGAUGAUGCACUGAGUACCGGCUGAGCCUGCCACACUCAUUUUGUCCCAUGUGCUGCAGGAUGAGAGCCGAAGAUCAAGUCAGACUGGGAUAUGUGAAGUAAGCUAAAAUAAGUUUGUUCACAGCUAUUGUCACAAAUGUCUUCUUGUGGAUAAAGUUAUGUAUUUUCUACAAGUAUUGAUGUAAAUAAAUUAUAUUUUUUA
This is a messenger RNA of Penaeus chinensis, 2660 nucleotides long. RefSeq lists its product as uncharacterized. The coding region runs from base 176 to 1006 and encodes 276 amino acids. The record is from RefSeq and is a predicted model, not a curated record. The transcript has 6 exons. NCBI's taxonomy places the organism in Eukaryota, Metazoa, Arthropoda, Malacostraca, Decapoda, Penaeidae.